UCCUUUUACAAAUUCUUGAGAAGACAUCACAGCGCGUUGAUAGUUUUCUCCUUCUCUCCCGACUAGUCUUUAGGGUUUUCAUUGCCUUCUUUGGGCGACCUCUCCGAUGGAGGAGAGCCUUCGUCGAGACGCCGAUGAACCACUGGGGAUCGGAGUGGGAGGAGGGCGGGCGUCGGCGGGAGAGGAACAAGUGGCCGAGGAAGCGGAGCUGCAAGGGCGCUGCCUCGACCUCACGAGCUUUCAGCUCCACGACUUGAGCGAGGUCGAUAUCCCGGACGACCUCGUCGAGCUGGAUCUCACCACCAACAGGCUCUCCCGAUUGGACCCCCGGGUCGGCCUCCUCUCGCAGCUGCGGAAGCUCUCGCUGCGGCAGAACCUUUUCGACGAUGAUGGCGUCGAGCCCAUCUCCCGGUGGAAUGUCAUCGCCGGCUUGCAUGAGCUAGUGCUUCGGGAUAACAAGCUCAGGAAAAUACCUGAUGUUAGCAUUUUCAAGAACCUUCUUGUCUUUGAUGUCUCAUUUAAUGAGAUAUCUUCCUUAAAUGGCUUGUCCAAUGUAGCAAACACGCUCAAAGAGCUUUAUGUUUCAAAGAAUGAAGUCAACAAGAUGGAGGAACUUGAACACUUGCAUUCAUUGCAGAUCCUUGAACUUGGUUCAAAUAGAUUAAGGGUAAUGGAGAACUUGGAAACAUUGACAAAUUUACAGGAGCUGUGGCUUGGGCGAAAUCGUAUUCGGAUGGUCACCUUGUGUGGGUUGAAAUGCAUCAGAAAAAUAAGUUUGCAGAGCAACCGGUUGACAUCCAUGAUGGGUUUUCAGGAAUGCAUCGCGCUAGAGGAAUUGUAUCUGAGUCAUAAUGGUAUUCAGAAGAUGGAAGGACUAUCCACCUUACAGAACCUUCGUGUAUUGGACAUCUCAUCCAAUAAACUUACUGCUAUUAGUGAUAUCGAAAAGUUGACGAGAUUAGAAGACCUAUGGCUUAACGACAACCAAAUACCUUCUCUGAAGGGAAUAGAUCUAGCUGUAUCGGGUUCAAGGGAAAAGCUUACAACCAUUUAUCUUGAACGCAAUCCAUGUGCUACCUCAUCAGAAUAUUCUACCACACUGAGGCAGAUAUUUCCGAAUCUUCAGCAGCUUGAUUCAGACAUUUUUAUGUGAGGGAUCGGAUUGUCUUGCAUGUUGCUGAAUAUGAGUCAGUUUAUCGUGUGCUGGUACAAUUUACUUAAUUUUCCUAAAUUAUUCCUGUAUCUUUGCAUUCCUUUGAUCAUCAAUUGCAGACUUCAAUCUUCCCUUCUGUAGUGUUACCUUACAUUAACACAGGUGGAAUUCGGAGUCCAUACAUUCCUUAAGGUACAUUUCUGGCAUGCAAGUUUGUGAUCUGCUUCUCAAAAUGUUUCUGCUGUUUAAUAUAAGUAUUGGGUUGAGUUAUUCUAUGAA
Messenger RNA from Musa acuminata AAA Group (dessert banana), 1432 nucleotides. Its product is annotated as protein phosphatase 1 regulatory inhibitor subunit PPP1R7 homolog. The record is from RefSeq and is a predicted model, not a curated record. Bases 107 to 1153 code for a protein of 348 amino acids. NCBI's taxonomy places the organism in Eukaryota, Viridiplantae, Streptophyta, Magnoliopsida, Zingiberales, Musaceae. The transcript is spliced from 6 exons. Gene Ontology annotation, molecular function: protein binding.